AUGUCCGAGUCUGCCCCACCACGCAAAGCGGGAUGGCUGGACAGCGACAAGGACUUUCACCAGUUCGUGAGCCGCAUGGUCCAGGGUGCAGUGUUGCGGGAGUACUCGGAUGAGCAGCUAUGGUCGGUUAUUUCCAACCGAGCAGCCCGUCAUCGGCUCUCUUUGCUGCAGAAAUGUCGGGGCAAAGAAGGUCGGCUUGAUGUCACCUGCUUCUGUAGGGAGGCAUGUGGCCCGGAGUACAUGCAGCUGGCGACCUGCGUCCGCUCCAGUAAGUCGCUGGAUGCAGGGCCGGAGCUGUGCCAAGACCAGGUGGCGGCCCUGACGGGCUGCGUGCGCGCGGAGUGGAAGGCCUUCCUCAUGGCGUCCUCGCCGAGCCUGAAGCCGGAUGCUCUGGAACGGAUCGAGAAGAUCGUGCAGAUCCCGGGGUGA
Molecule: messenger RNA, 429 nt
Organism: Symbiodinium natans
Lineage: Eukaryota; Dinophyceae; Suessiales; Symbiodiniaceae
Source: the annotation of a GenBank genome assembly